CAUUGGUUCGAACUCUGCAAGAUGGCCGAGUACGAUUUGAUUAAAACUGUUUCGCAUUAUUUUGAUCUGCAUCUCGUGAUUCCGUUGCUUGAGUUUAUUGUAACAAAGAACAUAUACGAUGCAGAAGAGGUCAACCGUAAGCGACUUAAGCUGUUGGAACGAACCAGCAUGGUUGAUUAUACUAUCGACGUGUAUACUCAGCUGAUGCCACACAAGGCUGAGGAAGUAAAAAAAGAUCUUAUGAAACGCCGAGCAGAGGUUGUUGCUGAGUUUCAGAGUUUGUUAAAGAAAUGCACUCCUAUCAUGGAUGCAAUCAAUGCGCAAGACACAAAAGAAUUUAUGACGAACUGUCGAGACGGCCGCCAGCUUUUUGAAUAUGUAUCCAACAAAUUCAACGGCAUUUCAUCUGAAACAAUUAACGAUGUCUAUGCGUUCGCCAAACAUUACUACAACUGCGGCAACUACAAUAUGGCGUCCGAUUUGCUUGUCGUACACCGUCUUCUAAUUCCUCCGCAUGAUCCCAAUUAUUCGAACAAUAUUUGGGGAAAAUUAGCGUCCAACAUUCUUUCCCAGGACUGGUCAAACGCUAUUACCGAAGUGAACACGUUGCGAGAAUACAUCGAUUCCAAUCAGUUUGGCUCGCCUCUGCAGUCACUACAGCAACGUACAUGGCUGAUACACUGGAGCCUGUACGUCUAUUUCAACCACCCUCAAGGCCGCGAUUGCAUUAUUGACUUGCUUCUGUACUCAGCGCAGUAUUUGAAUGCGAUCCAGACAAUGUGCCCUCACAUUCUCCGUUACCUCACGGCUGCUGUUGUUUGCAACCGCGCUAAGAGCAGUGCGUUCCGCGACCUCGUUAAGAUUAUCCAGCAGGAAAACUACCAAUAUUCGGAUCCUAUAACAGAGUUCGUCGAGUGUCUUUACGUGCACUUUGAUUUUGAUGGUGCACAGAAGAAACUGCGCGAAUGCGAAACAGUCAUUCAGAAUGAUUUCUUCCUGACCGCUUGUCUGGAUGACUUCCGCGAUAACGCUCGUUUAGCAAUAUUUGAAACGUUUUGCAGGAUUCAUGAGUGUGUCUCUAUCGACAUGCUUGCUGAGCGGCUAGCCAUGGAGAAGCAGGAAGCAGAAGUGUGGAUCGCCAAUUUGAUUCGAGGAGCCCGUCUACCUGCAAAAAUAGAUUAUAAGCAGGGCCAUGUUAUUAUGGGUCAGCAGGCUAUUGAGCCGUACCAGACACUGGUUGAUAAAACUCAGCAAUUGGCCUUGAGAACACAGAUCCAAGUUCAUAAUCUUCAACAUAAGUUUUCUCACCCGGAUCGCAACCAGUGGAGUGAUGUGUAAGCGGACAUUGCAGUUCGUGAAUGAAAAAAGAGGUUGCAUCUCAUUGCCUGCAACAGACGUCCAGUAUCGUCUGAAUUCGUAACAUGAUAAGAUUAUGUAAUUUAAUGUAACACUAUGACUUAUUUAAAACAAAUAAAUGGGCGUCUAUUGUUUUUGGGCAA
Molecule: messenger RNA, 1499 nt
Organism: Varroa destructor (honeybee mite)
Lineage: Eukaryota; Metazoa; Arthropoda; Arachnida; Mesostigmata; Varroidae
Gene: eIF3e
Product: eukaryotic translation initiation factor 3 subunit e
Cellular component (GO): cytoplasm; eukaryotic translation initiation factor 3 complex
Molecular function (GO): translation initiation factor activity
Source: RefSeq, a predicted model, not a curated record